AGCCAAUAUGGCGCAACCGUCAAUAGACGACAAGCGGAAGGCUAAAGAAGCCAGCGAUUACUUCAAUGCUGGUAAAAAUCACUUCAGGAACAAGGACAUGAGCGCGGCUGUGGAAGCCUUCACACAGGCGAUCAUGUUGAAGCCUGAGAAAGCAGAGUACUUCUACAACAGAGGGAACUGCUACAACAAGAUGGGGGAAACGCAGAAAGCACUGCUGGACUACUCGAUGGCCAUACGAAUAGACAACAAGUCAGCAGCGUAUUAUGAGCACAGAGGGAUGUGUUACAAGAAACUGGGGAAUUACGAGGAGAGUGUAAAGGAUUACACCAACGCCAUAAAGCUCGACACCAAGAACGGGAACUUCUACUACAACCGAGCCAUCUCCUACAUGUGCCUGACCCCCCCUGACUACGAGAAGGCGCUGGACGACUACAAUCACGCCGUAGAGUUCUCGCAGGCCAAGUACAGGCCGCUGUUCAACCGAGGGAACUGCCUGCGCAAGAUGGGGAAGAUAGUGGAGAGCAUCAACGACCUGAAGCAAGCUGUGGAGCUGGAGCCGGGCAAGUCAGAGUCGCACAACAACUUGGGGUUGUCGUACCUGGAGAUCGGGAAGCUGGAAGACGCGGUGGAGCAAUUCACAGCAGCGAUCCAGCUCGACCAGGUGAGCCCUUGAUGCGAUGCCGAUGCUGCCUGAUGACACACCGUUGCUCCUGCUCCAACUGACCCCUACCUGGCUCCUCUCUCCCUCACGCUCUUUCUCCCUUCCUGCUUUGCUUUCCACUCCUUCUUUUCUCUC
Molecule: messenger RNA, 796 nt
Organism: Guillardia theta CCMP2712
Lineage: Eukaryota; Cryptophyceae; Pyrenomonadales; Geminigeraceae
Exons: 3
Coding region: 8-673 (221 amino acids)
Molecular function (GO): protein binding
Source: RefSeq, a predicted model, not a curated record